Messenger RNA from Rubroshorea leprosula, 1086 nucleotides. Lineage: Eukaryota; Viridiplantae; Streptophyta; Magnoliopsida; Malvales; Dipterocarpaceae. The record is from the annotation of a GenBank genome assembly.
AUGUUUGCGCUCCUGCACCAACCAGAGCUCCGAUCUCGGUUCAUCUUCACUGUUGACUUACCUGCAAGAAGAUCUCUGUAUCCAAUACCUUCUUUUCCCCGUUCUCAUGGCGUCUCCCUACCCAAAAGCCAUUAAUCCCUCCCAGACCCGGAUUGGAUGGAUAGGCACCGGCAUCAUGGGCGCACCGAUGGCUUCUCGCCUACUCGUUGCUGGCUACUCCCUCACCGUUUACAAUCGCACCCUUGAAAAAGCCCUUCCCCUGCAGUCCCAAGGCGCUCGCGUUGUCACCUCCCCAAUAGAAGUCGCUCGCCAUUCUGAUGUCGUUUUUACUAUUGUGGGCAACUCUAGAGAUGUCAAUCAGGUGACGCUCGAUCCAAGCGGUGUUCUUCCUGGGUUAAAUUCCGGAGGGGUCGUCGUUGACAUGACGACUAGUCACCCUGCUUUGGCCCGGGAGAUUUUCGCUGCUGCACGAGCAAAAGGGUGCUGGUCAGUGGAUGCACCAGUAUCAGGGGCUGAUACCGGCGCGAGAGAAGGGAAGUUGGCUAUAUUUGCCGGCGGUGAUGGAGAUGUGGUGGCGUGGUUAAAGCCAUUGUUUGACAUCAUGGGAAAAGCCACCUACAUGGGUGAAGCUGGAUGCGGGCAGAGUUGCAAGUUCGCGAAUCAGAUCACCGGAGGUGCAGUCCUGGUUGGAUUGAGUGAAGGGUUGGUAUUCGCGGAGCAAGCGGGGCUGGAUUUGAAUAAGUUUCUGGACGCGGUGAGGGGAGGGGCGGCGGGAUCGAAGCUGAUGGAGUUGGUCGGAGAGAAGAUGAUCAGGAAAGACUACCGGCCAACCGGGUAUGCUGAGUAUUUGGUGAAAGAUUUAGGAAUGGCUCUGGACACUCUGGAGGAGACAGACGAACAGAGGACGGUGGUGGUGCCUGGCGCGGCAUUGACUAAGCAGUUGUAUUGCGCAAUGGUAGCCAAUGGAGACGCCAAGAUUGGCAUUCAUGGCGUUAAAACUGUAAUAGAAAGGAUUAAUGGAAAAUAAACCCAUUUUUGUAUGUUGAUGAUUCUGAUUAAGCUAAUUAAUAAAAAAGAUCAAUUUCA